This is a messenger RNA of Apaloderma vittatum (bar-tailed trogon), 468 nucleotides long. RefSeq names its product CUE domain containing 1 (gene CUEDC1). The transcript has 6 exons. The record is from RefSeq and is a predicted model, not a curated record. Lineage: Eukaryota; Metazoa; Chordata; Aves; Trogoniformes; Trogonidae. The annotation marks the transcript as partial.
CUCUUCCUCCAGAACGAAGAGUUCAUGAAGGAGCUCCAGAGGAACAGGGAUUUCCUCCUUGCGCUGGAGAGAGAUCGAUUGAAAUACGAGUCGAAAAAAUCCAAGUCGACCAGUGUUGCUGUCAGCAACGACUUUGGUUUCUCCUCCGUUAUAUCAGGUGACGUAGCCCCCUCUGUAACCAGCGAGGCUGGCGGUGCCGUGUCUGACGAUGCCUUAUUCAGAGACAAAUUGAAACACAUGGGAAAAUCCACGCGCAAGAAACUGUUUGAACUUGCCAGAGCCUUCUCCGAGAAGACGAAGAUGAGGAAAUCGAAAAGAAAACACUUGCUGAAGCACCAGGCGCUGGGGACAGCGGCUUCCACAGCAAAUCUCCUCGAUGACGUCGAAGGACAUUCGUGCGAUGAAGACUUCCAAGCGCGGCGGCAGCAGCUCCGGGAAGAGGACGAGACGCCGAAGGAAGGGCAGUAA